AUGAGUGAUAAAAAGUUGGAAGUAUUGGUCUAUGGCCUGGGGGCCAUUGGCUCUUUCUACGCUUUCGUACUCAGUCGUGGAGAGCAUGUUCGCUUGACAGUCGUUGCACGAUCGAACUAUGAGGCUGUUGCUGCGAAUGGUAUUAGCAUUGACAGUGAGAACCAUGGAAAACACCAUGUGAAACCUGAUAGUGUCCUGAGACAAGUCAAGGAUGCGAACCAGGCGUUUGACUUCAUCGUCUGUACGAACAAGGCAGUCGACCAGGCUAGUACAGCUGCGGAUAUAGCUCCUGGCGUUGGGGACAAUACCACGAUUGUGAUCAUCCAAAACGGUGUGGGCAAUGAAGAUGCUUUUCGAGAGCGUUUUCCCAGUGCAACUAUUAUUUCCUGCGUAACAUGGGUAGGAGCACGACAGCCAGAACCUGGUAUCGUGCACCACACAACAUCCGAAGACAUGCAAAUCGGUCUUUAUCCCAACAAACCCACCUCCACAACGACGGACGAAGAACACCUCUCCCAAUUCGAAUCCCUCCUGUCAAUCGGCAAAACCAUCUUCCAAAUCGUCCCCUCGAUCCAAGUCCAGCGCUGGGAAAAAGUAGUCUGGAACGCAGCAUGGAACAGUCUCACAGCACUAACACUCCUGGACACACACACUUGGCUAACUUCAUCUGACCUCUCGACACCAAUGACACGACGGCUUAUGAAGGAGGUGAUUGAUGUAGCUAAUGCUUUGGAUGUGCCGCUCAAGUAUGAUCUUAUUGAUCGGUUGAUGGAUAAGAUCUGGAGUAUGCAGCCUAUUGGGAGUAGUAUGAGGACGGAUUGUGAGAAUGGGAAGCCGAUGGAGGUGGAAGUCAUUUUGGGAUAUCCUGUUCGGAAGGGGAGGGAGUUGGGGGUUGAUGUUGCGACUAUCGAGACGCUUUAUGCUGUUUUGCUGGGAGUUAACAAAAGGUUGAUGAGCGCGAAGGAGAAAUAG
Messenger RNA from Fusarium coffeatum, 972 nucleotides. RefSeq lists its product as uncharacterized. Gene Ontology annotation, biological process: pantothenate biosynthetic process. Bases 1 to 972 code for a protein of 323 amino acids. Gene Ontology annotation, molecular function: 2-dehydropantoate 2-reductase activity. Gene Ontology annotation, cellular component: cytoplasm. NCBI's taxonomy places the organism in Eukaryota, Fungi, Ascomycota, Sordariomycetes, Hypocreales, Nectriaceae. The record is from RefSeq and is a predicted model, not a curated record. The transcript has 4 exons.